AUGAGUAAAAACGUCAUCUUUGAAAAAAACACAAUUAUAACAAUCUUUGGAGCAUCAGGUGACUUAGCCAAAAAGAAAACAUUUCCUGCUUUAUUUGGGUUAUUUAGAGAAGGAUAUCUAGAUAAAUCAACCAAAAUCAUAGGUUAUGCACGUUCUCAAUUGACGAUAGACGACUUAAAGACAAGAAUCAAACAGUAUCUCAAGAAACCUAAUGGUACGCAGGAUGAUGAAAAGGAAGAGGAAUUCUUUAAAAUGCUCUCUUACGUUUCAGGCCCGUAUGAUACUGAUGAAGGCUUCGAUACCUUGAAUGCCUUAGUGCAGACCUUUGAAAGUGAUGCAAAGGUAGAAAUUCCACAUCGUCUGUUCUAUUUAGCAUUACCUCCUAACGUGUUUUUGGAUGUUGCUCAACAAAUCAAAAAAUGUGUCUACUCAGAAGAAGGCAUUACACGUAUUAUAGUCGAAAAACCAUUUGGUCAUGAUUUAGAAUCAUCCCGAAAUUUACAAAACUCAUUAAGUCCCUUAUUUAAAGAGGAGGAAUUGUUUAGAAUUGAUCAUUAUUUAGGUAAAGAAUUGGUGAAAAAUAUAAUCCAAAUGAGAUUCAGUAAUACGUUGCUAAAUGCUUCAUGGAAUAAAGAAAAUUUACAAAGUAUACAAAUUUCAUUCAAGGAAGCAUUUGGUACUGAAGGUCGUGGCGGAUAUUUCGAUUCCAUUGGUAUAAUUAGAGACGUUAUGCAAAAUCAUCUUUUACAAAUCUUGACAUUAUUAACCAUGGAUACUCCAAGGUCAUUCGAUUCAGAAGCAGUUCGUGAUGAAAAAGUGAAAAUAUUAAAAGCUAUUAAGCCGCUCAAUCGCAAUGAUAUUGUUAUUGGUCAAUAUGGUCAAUCAGAAGAUGGAACAAACUCGGCGUAUCUUGAUGAUCCAACUGUUCAAGCUAAUUCUAAAUGCGUCACUUAUGCUGCCAUCGCUUUCAACAUAGAUAAUGAAGAAUGGCGAGACGUCCCAAUAAUCAUGAGAGCUGGUAAAUCAUUAAACGAUAGUAAAGUGGAGAUUAGGUUACAAUAUAAAUCAGUCGAGAAUGGUGUAUUCAAAGAUAUCCCAAAUAAUGAACUUGUUAUUAGAGUUCAACCAAACCCUUCAGUUUACAUGAAAUUCAACGCAAAAACACCGGGUUUAUCUAAUGCUACCCAAAUAACAGAUUUAAAUUUAACUUACUCAAGCAGAUACCAAAAUUUCUGGAUUCCCGAAGCCUACGAAGCGUUAAUUAGAGAUGCUUUAUUAGGAGAUCAUUCGAAUUUUGUUAGAGACGACGAAUUAGAUGUCAGCUGGAAAUUAUUCACCCCGUUAUUGCAUUAUCUAGAGGGUCCUGAUGCCCCACAACCUGAAAUAUAUCCAUAUGGGUCUAGAGGUCCAAAAAGCCUAAGAGAGUAUUUGGUAAGACAUAAAUGUUUUGAUCAAUUGGACCAUCCUUACACUUGGCCAAUCACUCGUCCAGAGUAA
Messenger RNA from Naumovozyma dairenensis CBS 421, 1497 nucleotides. RefSeq lists its product as uncharacterized. Lineage: Eukaryota; Fungi; Ascomycota; Saccharomycetes; Saccharomycetales; Saccharomycetaceae. The coding region runs from base 1 to 1497 and encodes 498 amino acids. Gene Ontology annotation, molecular function: NADP binding; glucose-6-phosphate dehydrogenase activity. Gene Ontology annotation, cellular component: cytosol. Gene Ontology annotation, biological process: glucose metabolic process; pentose-phosphate shunt, oxidative branch. The record is from RefSeq and is a predicted model, not a curated record. The transcript has a single exon.